CCUCAGCCUGGAGUCAGGCGGCAGGGCCCGGAGCCUCUCAUCGUGGUGAAGCCGACACACAGCAGGCCUCAGGGUGGCUGUCGAGAAGUUCCCCAGGCUGCCUCCAAGCACCACGGCCUGAUCCGGGUCAUCAGCCCCCAGGCACAAGACAAACGUCCUGCGGUGACCUCACAGCCCUGCCCACCAGCCGACACACGCAGCUUGGGCCUCGGCUCCAAUCUCAGUUUCAGGUCAGGAGCCAAGAGACCUGCCCAGGCUCCGACUCAGGCUUGCCUGAACUUCCCCAAGAAAGCGAGAAUGGGUCCCUUCCAGAUGCCCGAAAAUGCCAUCCAGGGAGGUGAGCCGGGGGCCCUGGAGACUCUCCAACCUCCGCCAGCUGCAACCGAACUCAGACCAAGUCCAUCGCCCCAGAUGAGCAGGGGGACACCCGCCCAGGUGCCCAGCAGCCACCAGCAGCCUCCGCCCAGCAGACCUUGCCUGCCUACUGCCCAGGCCUGCACCAUGUCCCAUCACCCAGCGGCCAGCCACGAUGGGGCCCAGCCUCUCAGAAUGCUCUUCCGGAGACUGGAAAACGGAUGGUGGAGCUCCAGCCUCCUGACAGCUCCCUCGUUCCCCUCUCCUGAGAAGCCGGGAGCCCUCCUCGCUCACAGCCCUCAUGUCUCAGAGAAGUCUGAGGCUCCCUGUGUUCCUGUCCCCCUGAGUGUCCUCUGUGAGGACCUUCAGGUUUCCUCCUCCUCAGAGGACAGCGAUUCUGACCUGGAGUGAGACUGCCGGUGGCCGGGGCUCCAUUGCAUCCAGCUCCCAUGACUUGGAGGGGUCUGUGGGACUGAGGAGCGCAGAGCAGAGAGCAGACUGUGUGUGGUGACUCCCAAGCUCCCCAGCUGUGGUGCUUCUGUGGAUGUUGGAGCCCAGGCCGGGCAGGGACCAGAUGCAGAGACUCCACCUCGUCGAAUUCUGGUGAGGGACAUUGUAGUUCUCAGGGCUCUCCGGAAACCCGCCACCAGAAGCUUCUGUGCCAGUGAUUCGUUGCCUCAGAAACUGGGUGAUGGUGACGCGCGGGAGUCAGACUUCCGCUGUGAUGUCAGUAGGAGACUGGGGAAUGACUGUGUGUCUGCUCUC
Molecule: messenger RNA, 1119 nt
Organism: Piliocolobus tephrosceles (Ugandan red Colobus)
Lineage: Eukaryota; Metazoa; Chordata; Mammalia; Primates; Cercopithecidae
Product: putative protein FAM90A15P
Exons: 1
Source: RefSeq, a predicted model, not a curated record